This is a messenger RNA of Diorhabda sublineata, 336 nucleotides long. RefSeq lists its product as uncharacterized. The record is from RefSeq and is a predicted model, not a curated record. Bases 1 to 336 code for a protein of 111 amino acids. The transcript has a single exon. NCBI's taxonomy places the organism in Eukaryota, Metazoa, Arthropoda, Insecta, Coleoptera, Chrysomelidae.
AUGUUCCUCAAGAUACAGAGAAAACUAGCUAUCCGCAUAUGCAGUGCGUUCCGUACUGUAUCCACCGAGGCAAUAUUAGUAUUGGCGGGUAUAAUACCCAUAGACCUAUUGGUGAACGAGAGAACCGCCACACAUGGAAAAGAGCAAGCAGUUAAAACAACAGAAAAAGAAAACACGCUAACUAAAUGGCAAAGAAAAUGGGAAGCAACACACCACUUGGGCGCUUGGACCAAAAGACUCAUACCGGAACUUAAACCUUGGCACAAGAGAGGACAUGGGGAGAUAACGUACGCCUUGUCCCAGCUAUUAUGUGGACAUGGAUGCUUUGCAGCAUAA